This is a messenger RNA of Malurus melanocephalus (red-backed fairy wren), 2337 nucleotides long. RefSeq names its product solute carrier family 22 member 13-like. Bases 179 to 1837 code for a protein of 552 amino acids. The transcript has 10 exons. Lineage: Eukaryota; Metazoa; Chordata; Aves; Passeriformes; Maluridae. The record is from RefSeq and is a predicted model, not a curated record. Gene Ontology annotation, molecular function: transmembrane transporter activity. Gene Ontology annotation, biological process: transmembrane transport. Gene Ontology annotation, cellular component: membrane.
GUUCCCUAAAACAGGGGUCCUGCUCCAGCCAGCGCUGGAUGUUUGUGUGUGGCACAGGGAUGAUUAAUAUAUUACAUGGUGUGCUUGUGGGGACUGCCUAUGACUGCAGAGCUUAUCUGAGGUUUAAACAUUAAUUCCAGCCCUCUGGGAAGCCUGUCCGAGCACUGUCUUGUCCCAGAUGCAGCCRCCAAUGUCAGGUGUUGGGGAAAUUUUGAAAGCAGUUGGUGAUUUUGGGCGAUUUCAGAAACGCCUGAUACUGCUUUCUGUGAUCCCCUGCCUCAGCGUGGCUUUUCACCAGUUCAGCCAACUUUUCAUGGUCUCAGAUGUGCCUCACCACUGUGACACCAGCUGGAUCCGYGCCRUCGGCCCCAACCUGACAGAGGAAGAGCAGCUGAACCUCACCCUGCCCCGGGGCGCUGACGGGCAGUUCGAGCAGUGCUCCAUGUACUCGCCCGUGGACUGGGACCUGGAUUCCAUCGUGGCCUACGGCCUYAAUGACACGCAGAAGUGCAGCAGUGGCUGGGUGUACCACACAGAGCAGCCGCCGUCCCUGCUGACCGAGUUUGACCUGGUGUGUGACAAGAAGGAGCUGAAUGACAUUGGCCAGGCCAUCUACAUGGCAGGGCUGCUCUUGGGAGCCACAAUCUUUGGGCCUCUGAGUGACAGGAUCGGCCGCCGCCCAGUCAUUCUGAUCUCCGUCCUCCUCCAGGGCUUGUUCGGUCUGGGAAUUGCCUUUGUGCCCCAUUUCUAUGUGUAUAUGGCCUUCAGGUGUGUCGUGGGGGCCUCUGUGUCGGGGAUCACCAUGACAAUACUGGCCUUAGCUACAGAAUGGAUUGGUGUCUCCUCCCGGCCAAAGGCAGUGCUCACUUCUCACUGCUGCUUUGCCAUUGGACAGAUGAUUUUGGCAGGCUUGAGUUAUGGCAUCCGCAACUGGAGGCUGCUGGAAAUUGCAGGAUCUGCUCCGAUAUUUGCCUUUUUCUUGUUCAUCGGGGUGCUCCCAGAGUCAGCUCGCUGGCUGGUGACCAAAGGCCGAGUGGAGGAAGCCAAGAAGGUCCUGCAGAAGGCGGCAGACACCAACAAGCGCAGCCUCCCACCAGGGCUCCUGGAGCAGCUGAAGCCUGAGAAACAGACCAAGUCUGGAAGUUUCUUGGAUCUCUUUCGGAAGAAGCACUUGCAGAAGGUGACAUUAAUCAUGUCAUGUGCCUGGUUUGUGAACAGCUUUGUCUACUACGGGCUGAGUCUGAACGUGACAAAUUUUGGCCUGGACAUCUACCUGACUCAACUGGCCUUUGGAGCAGUGGAAAUCCCAGCCCGCCUCGGCUGUAUCUUCAUUCUACAGAGAUUUGGGAGGAGGAAAACCCAGGCCGUUCUUCUGGUGCUGAGUGGCCUGGUGUGUCUGAUCAUCACCGGCAUCCCUGAAGACCAGCCUGUGGCAACCACCGUCCUGGCCACCAUUGGCAAGUUCACUGCCUCAGCCUCCUUCUCCACCUCCUUUGUCUACUCUGCCGAACUCUUCCCCACGGUUGUCAGGCAGACAGGUGUGGGGCUGUGCUCCAUGGCGGCGCGGGUGGCCGGGAUCCUGGCCCCGCUGGUCCGUCUCCUGGGGCAGUACCACCGGGCCAUCCCCAUGGCCAUCUUCGGGAGCGGCCCCGUGCUGGGGGGGCUGCUGUGUGUCCUGCUGCCCGAGACCCUCGGCACUGACCUGGCGGAUGACAYGGGGGACGGCCACCCCCCGGCUGAGGUCUGCGAAAAUGCCACCAACAGCUCUCAGAAUGGGCAGGUGAAAGGAAAAGAUGGUGGCCAAGACAAUGAGAGCACAAAGACCACAUACUUCUAGCGGGGUCUGCAGGUGACUGUGGAUAAAGGCAGCCCAGUGAGUGUGGGCACUGAGGACAGGGUCUCCACCACAGGACACCACCAUUGCUCAGGCCAUCACUACAAUUCUUGGGUUUCCUUGUCUGUUUUGCCUUCCUGUAUCUCCCUCUGUAGCUUGUCCUCAGGCACUGCAGGCUGUCACUGGUGUCCAACAGUGCUCUCGCUGGAGAAAAUCAGGUGCUUUUUAUUUAAGGGAAAAAAGAAAGAAAUCAAGAAUCAGAAUGGAGGUAUUUUCUCUUCAUUUUUCCUGUCAUUUCUCCGGGAAGGUGAGACUGAACUUUGUCCAGUGAGACACCCACCAGAGCAUUSAGUAAACUUGCAACAGGGAACUGGGCUCACUAACAGGAGAGCUGGAGCAGAUGCAGCACUKAAAAUAAUCUCACACUUGCAAGGAGUGAUUUAUCAUGACUGUCUAGCAAGAUCAUCGUGUUCUCUCAUAAAAACACUCCUUUWAWUUUUUUU